Microthlaspi erraticum is the source of this 996-nucleotide messenger RNA. NCBI's taxonomy places the organism in Eukaryota, Viridiplantae, Streptophyta, Magnoliopsida, Brassicales, Brassicaceae. The record is from the annotation of a GenBank genome assembly.
AUGACAAACUCAUUUGCUGAAGUGGUUGGCAAAGGCGGAUUUGGAACAGUCUAUAGAGGAACCCUAUGUGAUGGCCGUACUGUUGCGGUGAAGAUCUUGAAAGACUCAAAGGGUACUAAUGGUGAAGACUUCAUCAACGAAGUUGCAAGCAUCAGCAAAACCUCUCAUGUCAACAUUGUUGACCUCCUUGGGUUCUGCUCUCAAGGUUCCAAGAGAGCAAUCAUUUACGAAUUUUUGGAAAAUGGAUCUCUUGAUCAGUUCAUCUCAAGCGAUAUCUCAAUGAACAUGGAUAGGAAGGUCUUGUAUGAGAUCGCGCUAGGCGUUGCUAGAGGUCUAGAGUACUUGCACUAUGGCUGCAAAACGAGGAUCGUGCACUUCGAUAUCAAACCUCAAAAUGUGUUGUUGGAUACUAAUCUUUGUCCCAAAGUUUCUGACUUUGGCCUCGCUAAGCUCUGCGAGAGGAAAGGAAGCAUGAUGUCACUACUAGACACAAGAGGAACGAUUGGUUACAUUGCACCCGAAGUUUUUUCAAGAAUGUAUCGCAGGGUUUCCCACAAAUCAGAUGUGUAUAGCUAUGGAAUGUUGGUUCUUGAGAUGAUCGGAGCAAGGAACAAAGAAAGAGCUGAUCAAACCUCUGCAUCUAACGCAAGCUCAAUGUACUUCCCUGAAUGGAUAUACAAGGAUCUUGAGAAGAGAGACAAUGAAAGGCCUACAGAGAAUGGAAUCAGCAGCGAAGACGAGGAGGUAACAAUGAAGAUGACACUAGUAGGUUUGUGGUGUAUUCAAACUUCCCCAUCAGAUCGCCCAACGAUGAACAGAGUUGUAGAGAUGAUGGAAGGAAGUGUUGAUGCUCUUGAAGCCCCUCCUCGGCCUGUUUUCCAAAUUCCAGCAGCGCCUUUUCAAGACUCUUCUAUUUUUCCAGUCUCAGACGAUAUAUCAGGUUAUACAGAAGUAUGUUCCUCGAAGGAAGCCUCCUUGGAACCUAUGAAUGUAUAA